AUGAAUGUUGAUGAGACAAAAGAAUUACAAGAAAUCAUUAAACUCUUAACAGAAAAACCCAUAAUAGAUCAUUCAAAAGUAAAAGACAUUUAUGAGAUUGCAAAAAAAUUAAGAACAGGACUUCAGUUUGCUUAUUUUAAAGUAAAAUGGGGUUUACAAAAUUGUGAUAUAUCAACAUGUGAAAGAAUGAUAGAACAAAAAUUAGAAGAUUAUAAAAACUAUCCAAAUAAAGAAAGAAUACAUCUUCCAUUUCAUGUUUCUCCCAUACCUCCAUCAAAAAAUGGAUUCACCAAUGAAAAAGCUAAAGCCGUCUUUGAAAUACUUGAUUCAUUAGUGAAUCCUAAUUCCAUAGAACUCUAUUUAAAUUCAUUAGAAAGAAAUUAUGGUGCUUAUGGCAAUAAUAAUAAUCAUCAUUCAUGGACUUUAAUGAACUAUGGAUCACCAACAAUAAAAAACUCUUCAUUAUCAUCAUCAUGUAGAAGAAAAGUAGAUUGUGGGGAAGAUUCAAAUCGCGCCAUUAAAAACCAAAAGAUUCAAAAAACAACUGUUGGUCCAUGGAAAGAAAAUAUUGAUGCUUUUUCCUCUUUUUCAUCUUCAUUGUCAUCAAAGGAUUUGAUUGAAUGUCCAGGAACCCCACCAAACCAAAUUCGAUCAAUUAAUGACAUGAAAACACCAGAUACUGCAUUUUCAUUAAGUGAAUAUUUGAAUAUGUCUCCUAUGCAAUAG
Molecule: messenger RNA, 726 nt
Organism: Entrophospora sp. SA101
Lineage: Eukaryota; Fungi; Glomeromycota; Glomeromycetes; Entrophosporales; Entrophosporaceae
Source: the annotation of a GenBank genome assembly